This is a messenger RNA of Nematolebias whitei (Rio pearlfish), 1962 nucleotides long. Its product is annotated as protein mono-ADP-ribosyltransferase PARP12-like. Gene Ontology annotation, molecular function: NAD+ poly-ADP-ribosyltransferase activity; metal ion binding. Lineage: Eukaryota; Metazoa; Chordata; Actinopteri; Cyprinodontiformes; Rivulidae. The transcript has 12 exons. The record is from RefSeq and is a predicted model, not a curated record.
AUGGACUUGAUUUUCCCUCACCCGGACGUGGGUUACUGGGGCCCCAUCCUGGAGCCAGGCCUGGGGGAGGGGCUUGUCGGCGAGCACCUAAUGACCGGGUCUCUACCCAUGGGUAGUUACUUUGCUCAAAAUGCUUCAUACUCCCACAAGUACACAAGUGACAAUAUAGUCAGAUCCAUGUUCAUCGCCCGGGUGCUGGUGGGAAGCUACAUCGAAGGAUCCUCUCACUAUGUUCGGCCUCCUUCCAAAGAUGGUGGAAACACAAACUUCUACGACAGCUGUGUGGACGAUGUCACAAACCCCUCGAUAUUUGUUGUAUUUGAGAAGCACCAGAUCUAUCCCGAGUACCUGCUGCAGUACACAGAGCCAAUAAAUGAUGAAAUUGAUGAUGCAUCAUCAUCAGCACAGUAUGAACAACCAACAUCGAACCCCCCAUCAGAUCAAACCUAUUCAGAGUAUCCAGAGUAUGAAAACUUGCUGUGUUCCUCGGUACAAGCGGCGUUGUUUGAGGAGGAGGAGAGUGGCCGGAAGCUGCAGGAACGCCUGGCUGCGGCCGAGAGGAGGAACCGCCAACUGAAGGAGCGUGUUCGCAAGGUGAAGCGGUCCUUGAGAAAUGCUCGUAAGGCUACACGCAAGGCAGAGCAGGAGGCGCGGGAGCUGCAGGAAAAACUGAAGGCUGCGGAGAGGAGGUGUCGAACUGAACCUAAGAGAGUGGAAACCAUGGAUCCUGAGAUAUGCUUGCGCUUCAUUCAGGGCUACUGUAAGCACAGGGGUCAAUGUUUUUAUGCUCAUGACAAGAUGCCGUACAGAUGGCAGGUUCAGGUACAUGAUCAGUGGACCAACCUGCCUGAUAACGAGAGAAUUGAGAGGGACUACUGCGACCCAAACAACACUUACAGCAGUGGCAAAUCACGGAUUUCUUUUGAUCUAAUGAGAUGUGGACAAAGCAAAGUAAGGAGACUCUCAACUCCAAACUCUCGGAAAAAAACGGACUUCAUCCACGCCACAAAGUGGUGCUGGUACUGGGAGAAUGAAUUUGGAGAAUGGAAUCUGUACGGUACAAAUCAAAGACACAAACACAAACUAGCAGACAUUGACAGUAAAUAUGUGGAGAAGAAGUUUCUGAAAAAUAAAGAUGUGGUGAAGUUUACUGCUGGCAGUCAUUCAUAUUCACUCAGCUUCCAAGACAUGAUACAAACAAACAAGCAAUUUGGCACAAAAAGGUUAGUGAGAAGACGUCCUCAGUUCGUUUCUGUUGCAGAUGUCCAAGCAAAUACAGUGAGGUCACCAAAUACUACUACUGUGCAAGACAACUGGGACACAACACAGAUGCCUCAAACAGGAUUCUCGAGAAUUCCCCUUACGCACACAUCAAAUGAAUUUGAAAACAUUCAAGCUCUUUUUUGCAGAACUAUGAAAGGCUUUAAUAUAAUUAGUAUUGAGGGAAUAAAGAACAAAGCCCUUUGGAAAGUCUUCAAGUGGCAGAAGAAAUUAAUGAAGAAGAAUGGUGGAUGCAAUGUAACAGAAAAACUGCUUUUUCAUGGCACCGACUCCAACCAUGUGGACGCCAUCUGCCGUAACAACUUUGACUGGAGGAUCUGUGGAACUCAUGGAACAUGUUUUGGGAAAGGUAGUUACUUCGCUCGAGAUGCUUCAUACUCCCACAAGUACACGGGCGACACUCUAGUCAAAUCCAUGUUCAUCGCCCGGGUGCUGGUGGGAAGCUACAUCGAAGGAGCCGCUAGCUAUGUUCGACCUCCUUCCAAAGAUGGUGGAAACGCAACCUUCUACGACAGCUGUGUGGACAAUGUCACAAACCCCUCUAUAUUUGUUGUGUUUGAGAAGCACCAGAUUUAUCCUGAGUACCUGCUGCAGUACACAUAACUUAUUGAUGUCAACGGCAUUGUCAGCAUCUAUAACCAACAACCAAACCAAAGGAUGGUUAACACACCCUCAAACUGA